GGGUAAUGAGUCUUCUCGAUUUGGACCCCUCUGGGGGGCUUACCCUGGGGACACCCAGGAGGAGGUGAGAGGUAGGUUGGGAUGUGGGAAACAAGUCCUCACCAGCCCAAUGGCAGGCUGCGGUGUUCCUGACAUCAAACCGGUGCUGAGCUUCAGCUAGAGUGCUGUCAAUGGGGAGAAGGUAGUGCUGGGCUCCUGGCCCUGCCAGGUAUCCCUGCAGGACAGCAAAGGCUUUCACUUCUGUGGUGGUUCCCUCAUCAGCCAGGCCUGGAUGGUCAUUGCUGCCUACUGCAAUGUUGUAUGAGGCAGCCACUUUGUCAUCCUGGGCGAGUAAGACCCAUCAUCCAGUGCUGAGACUUUGCAGGUUCUGUCCAUCUCUCGGGCCAUCACGCACCCCUCCUGGAACCCCACCACCAUCAAUAAUGAUCUUACACUACUGAAGCUCGCCUCCCCAGCCCAGUAUACAACAUAUAUCUCACCAGUUUGCCUGGCUUCCUCAAAUGAGGUGCUGCCUGAAGGCCAUGUUGUCACCACUGGCUGGGGCCGCCUCAGUGGCAUGAGCAAUGUGACUCCGGCAUGCCUGCAGCAGGUGGUUCUGCCCCUGGUCACCGUCAGUCAAUGCCAGCAGUACUGGGGCUCACAUAUCACCAACUCCAUGAUCUGUGCAAGUGCUUCAAGGGCCUUCUUGUGCCAGGUGAGCACCAGCACCCCAUCCUGUACUCUGCACCUCGUGGCACCCUGCACCCCCCACGCUGACUUCGCCCUUCUUCCCCUCAGGAAUGACUCCAGAGGUCCUCUUAUCAGCCAGAAUGGGAAUGGGUGGGUGCUUACUAGUAUUGUUUCCCGGGGCACCAGUGACUGCAAUGUGUGUGCACCUGCCACGUACACUCGGGUUAGCAAGUUCAGCACCUGGGUCAAUCAGGCAUAGCUUACAACUGAGCCCACCAGAGGCCCUCUCCCCAUCUCAGUCCAGUAAAGACCCCAGGCUAUGUCCUCUCGUAUAUUCCUGUCUGUCUUCCUGGCUCAGGGAA
Molecule: messenger RNA, 1031 nt
Organism: Camelus dromedarius (Arabian camel)
Lineage: Eukaryota; Metazoa; Chordata; Mammalia; Artiodactyla; Camelidae
Gene: CTRL
Product: chymotrypsin like
Biological process (GO): proteolysis
Molecular function (GO): serine-type endopeptidase activity
Source: RefSeq, a predicted model, not a curated record